AUGAUAAUCGCCCGCGCCGAAAACGAGACAAGCCGAGGGUUUAUUGAAGCGUUGGCCCGAGAAGAUAACUCCGUCGAUCGACCUAUCGAUCUGCCGUCGGCGUACAGGGCCGUACGCAGUCACUUCCAACCCUGAGUUAUUGAUCGAUAAUUGGCUUGUACCUCCUGUAAUUGCAAUCAUUCUCUGGCGCUGAACUCCUGCACGAGUUGGAAAGUUGUGAAAAAUGUGCAAUUUUUUUCCGGUGCCCCACCAGUUCUCUUUACGUGUACAUACACUCGGGACUCGAACUUUCGUCUCCAUAUGGAUACUUCCGUUUUGGUCCAGAACCCUCCCAGGCGGACACAUAGCCCUCUGACAACUGAUGACUAUAAUUAACCUAGAAAUAGCAAUUCUUGUCCUCCUUAUUUUGUGAGAAAAUUGUCUUCACAUGACGGUGGGCCAGGUUUCGAAGACUCUUUAUUACAAAAUUAAGCUAACUUUUCAGAUAUAAAAUCUGACGAAGGCACGAUUUCCCGUAAGAUGGCAGUUAACGAAAAUGGGCAGACUAGUCUUUUCUAAGACACCAGUUUGCUCUUCAUAAGUACUGAAUAAAAAUGGAGAAUUCUAUGCGACUGAGACAGUUAGAGUUGGUCCGCAUGGUUCUCGGCCGCAGUGUUGAAAGUUAACUAGACCCCUAAUCGAUGACGUUUUCAGUGAUUUUGUUGGCUUUCGCCUGAAUUUUGGCGCCCACCCUAAGGCGACAACGAGUUCCCCGACGACAGCCCAUAAAAGGAUUUCAAAGCCUCUUUUCCGACAGCCCUGUUGAUGGGCAGUGCAUCAGCGUGAAAAUCGUUUAACCCCUUGAGAUCGAUUCGUUUUAUUCUCACGAUUGUCCAGGACUCAGAUCAUCUGAUGUAUUAAAUGUCCACUCUUACGUUUUCUCUCCUGCUUCCAGUCGGCCUAUCCCCCAUCCCAUUACCUUCGACGGGUGCCACAACGUCGGAUACACCUCUUCACUGCACUCCAGUUGCUGCAAUUGGGUAUCCUCUGCGGCUGUGGAUUCGCGGAGAUCCCCUUCGUCAAGAUUGGUUUCCCUAUCCUCCUCUUUCUCCAACUCCUCGUCAGGUAGGCCUGAGUUGUGCCUUCAAUAUCUGUCUUUAAAACGAAAUCUGGUUAGAUGGUAGUUGGUAGCCCUCCCGGUACCCCAAACUCCCAGCUACCUGACUUACGGGACCGGUGCUAAUAGGGGCUGUACAGGUGGGGCAACUGAGUGGAGGCGUAAAUGGCGUUUGUAGGGAAUGCCUGGAAUUGACGAUCCUGAUAAAGUAAAAAACUUAAUUUAACUAAGGUGAAAAAUGCGAGGAAGGUAAAAACUUCGGAUCUGACUGACGUAUGAGACGCCUUGUUGUUGUAGUCUGAACCCAAGAGGUAGUAAGCGCGGGAUGUGGUAGGUGAAUUGCACCCCGUUCAAAGCCAGCAAUGUCGAAGGCCCGGGGGGUGCCGUAGUGCCUUAAACUGCAAGUGCAGGAAAGGAUCGCUAACUGGCCAUGGCGGUGUUUACAAGGCGUCACAGUUUUCAGCCAAACCCCUGCGACCAAAUACAACUGGGCUGUUCGUAAAGGCGGGGGGUGGAGGGCAACACUCUGUCCAUAUGACUGAUGCAGUGGAUGGAGUAUCGGUAGACACCCUAACUGAGCAUCGAUUGUCCUUUCAUACACGAUCGCACCGGACUCUAGUGGAGGUCUGGAGUAAAAAGACCCAAGGAUGCAGGCAAACCGACGAAACGGAGACCCGCACCAAUCCGCCUAGGAUAGUAGCUAUGCAAUUAAUCUGAUCCAGGUAAUACUGUGCGCACAUGCAACUAGAAGCAUAAUAGGAAGCAUUUAGGAUAAAUCUUUCGCCUUUUACUAAAGAUUUCCGUGUGGGGGUGCAAUACAAUGAGUCUAUAUAGACAGUCUUGCAGCGCCUCGUUCUCGGGGCAGUUAAAGUGAAGAAGAAAGUCAUCCUGACAGGGCCUCUGUGCGUGCACCCCCCAGACAUAAUGAGAACGUUAUCACAGAUACUGAAAUCGAGCCAGUAGGUACAAUUGUAGACUCAGUGGGCAGGGCUACCAACUACCAUCCUGCCCAAAAUCUAACCUGGAAUCCCAGUCCUUCUCGGAUACGAGGGGCUCUGCCCCAUCAGCAGACUCAAGUUUGCCUCAAGAUAUGCUUGGCCGACAGUGUUAAAACGAAACAAAGUAGUCACAAAAUGGAGGCUCUGUUUACCUAUAUGUUUAAAUAUUUUUAUUUCAAAUUGGACAUAAAGGCUGUUUUGCUCUUGUUGAUUCUAACGCACUCCACAAGGAUGAAACACUACUUUUGGUGAUUACCUUGGUCUGUUUAUCUAGCAUUUCCUUCCAAAUAUGCUGAAGUGGGCGUCUCAGGUCGAGCAACCGAGACACCAGACAAGAUCGCUAGGAUGCUUUUAUUUACUGCUUGACUUUUCGGUCAAUUGGAUACACUGUGACGUGCAGAAUGUCUCAGUUCCCAUUGAAGCGUUUUUCCUGCUGCGAGAUACCGGACCUUUUGAUGACUUGCGAGAAGUCAUUCACCUACCCGUUACUGGUUCAAUAAUACUAGCUUUAUUGCGCUAACCUUUAGUGGCACCAAAAUUUUAAUGGGCCACUUGCACAGGAGGUGCGAUGGUAGCUUCCGGACACCAGUUGGUGACUGCACGACCGCAUCCCACGCUACUUGUAUGAACGUGAGCGUUUGUAGGUAGAAAGUUCUUGAGGAUGCCGCACUGGUUCUGUGACUAUAUUUCCUGAUAUCCGCUUACUCUCUCAGGUUGAUGCAUAAUGCCUGGUAGUAAGGUGGGCGGUCGGUAUGCCGACUAAACUAUUCGAAAUUUUAAGACGAGGCCUCAGACGUGGACUAUUAAAGUUGGGUGUUAAUAACACUGUAAAAUGGUCCCGGUUUCCUUGGGGAGCAAACCUGAGGUGACACUACUGUUUUGGACGUGAGCUACGGACUGCAACGAACUGGAUAAUAAUUACAGAUCGUCCGCUGAUUGGUUUACAAGUGGGCCAUAGAGGACCCUAAAAGAAAGCAGUCCCCACAGUCGCUUGUACACUGGGAUGGGAUUUCGCAGUUUUGCCAACAAUGCUAUUGACUACUUGACGAUCCAGUCAAGUCCCACUUUCUGAAUUGGCUAUCCAGAGAGUUGUUUUCAAACUUAGACAGUCAAUUCAAAUAUAUGCAACCAUAGCCAGCAGGUUCUGCACAACACGCAUAACCCCAUCUACUUUAAACUUGCAGCUGAUUAUGACGAAGAGGAAAUUUUCCUUUCUAACAUACUUGCUGUCAGUCAUGUAACAUCUGCUAUGCAGGUUAGUCCGCCUGAGGCAGAUUGCAAUUCAUGGCUUUGUAAGUUACGUACCGAUUCGUACUCAUUGAUACUGUUGUUCGCUUACCUGGUGACCAUUUCUGUCUCCAAACUAAUGGACACUCCUUGCGACUGGCGCCUGUUGCAAGGCUGCAUUUUAAGAGAGACUAUUAACGGCGUAGCAUCAUCGCUCGCAUAAGCUCAACGCUGGCAUCUGUCCGCAAACUCGGUGUUUUGCGUUGAUUGGUGACUGAAGGUCACAGGGGAACGUCGCUCUCUCCCGCUUUGGCGCGAUUACCGUAGGCCAUUUGGACGUUGCAGUUUUCUUUAGAGGCUCAGCCGGGGUCUAUUUGUAUGAUGUUGCAUCGUUCCAAAAAGUUAAGUGAUUUUAAGAGGAAGCAAAUCGUGGUUGAAUCGAUCCACUUUUGGUUAUUUGACAUCUUCACCCAUGCCAAAAUCCCAAAGGCUGAAAAUUCUGCCUCUUCCUAAUAUGGUUGCAUUUAUUGAAUUGAAGAUUUUCUAGCGAUUCAACGCUCUUGCAGUUCUUGUUUUGUACUUGACUACUCUUCAGUAAGAAGACAUCAAAAGCUGGAAAAUAGACAAAGACAUUCUAAUAUACCGGAACACUAUUUUUGUGCCAAUGUUAAUUCUCAAUGACGUUGGCCAGUUGGUGUCUUGAUUUUUAUCAACCAUUAGGGGAAUUAAAAAACAGUCUGUUUUGUCUUUACGCCUUCUUCCGUUCCUUUUUCUUCCCUUUUAGACACAAGUUGAUCCCUUGUGUAAUUGACAAAAAGUAUCUGGAGGCAAUGGAUAGGCCGAUAUAA
This is a messenger RNA of Spirometra erinaceieuropaei, 4169 nucleotides long. Lineage: Eukaryota; Metazoa; Platyhelminthes; Cestoda; Diphyllobothriidea; Diphyllobothriidae. The record is from the annotation of a GenBank genome assembly.